Molecule: messenger RNA, 495 nt
Organism: Liolophura sinensis
Lineage: Eukaryota; Metazoa; Mollusca; Polyplacophora; Chitonida; Chitonidae
Product: BET1 homolog
Exons: 4
Coding region: 96-422 (108 amino acids)
Source: RefSeq, a predicted model, not a curated record
CACGUGUUUGUUUGUGUAUCUCGAAAUGUCAGUGGAGUUUUGAACAGUUAACUUGAUCUGUUUUCUAUUUAGGGUACCAGAAGGUUACAUUCAAAAUGAGGAGAGCACAUAUUGGAGAGACGCAAAUGCAGCCAACAAAUGAGAUGUUAGAAGAGGAGAAUUCAUCUUUAGAAUCCAGCCUCUCUAACAAAGUCAAGGCUUUGAAACAUUUGACAAUUGACAUUGGCACAGAAGUCAGAACUCACAACAAGCUGUUAAGUGAAAUGGACAAUGAUUUUGAAUCCAGUACAGGACUGCUGGAGUCGAGCAUUGCUCGUGUGAAGGCCAUAGCUAGAACAGGAGGCUGGCGAUUCAUUCUCUAUCUUGUACUCUUUUCACUCUUUGUGUUCUUUGUGUGUUAUGUUAUCUUAAAAUUUAGGUGAUGAUUGUUGGAAAGGCAGGUUACUUAGAUAAAAGUCAAUUUAGUCUGUUAGUAGGUGAAAUUGGAUUGAAAUG